AUGUACCAGCAGGGUAUUGACAAUGACAGACCCAUGUACCAGCUGGCAAUUGACAAUGACAGACCCAUGUACCAGCUGGGUAUUGACAAUGACAGCCCCAUGUACCAGCUGGGUAUUGACAAUGACAGCCCCAUGUACCACCUGGCUAUUGACAAUGACAGACCCAUGUACAAGCAAGGUAUUGACAAUGACAGACCCAUGUACCAGCUGGGUAUGGACAAUGACAGCCCCAUGUACCACCUGGGUAUUGACAAUGACAGACCCAUGUACCAGCAGGGUAUUGAUAAUGACAGACCCAUGUACCAGCUGGGUAUGGACAAUGACAGCCCCAUGUACCACCUGGCUAUUGACAAUGACAGACCCAUGUACCAGCAGGGUAUUGACAAUGACAGACCCAUGUACCUGCUGGGUAUUGACAAUGACAGCCCCAUGUACCACCUGGCUAUUGACAAUGACAGACCCAUGUACCAGCAGGGUAUUGACAAUGACAGACCCAUGUACCAGCUGGGUAUUGACAAUGACAGCCCCAUGUACCACCUGGCUAUCGACAAUGGCAGACCCAUGUACCAGCAGGGUAUUGAUAAUGACAGACCCAUGUACCAGCUGGCUAUUGACAAUGACAGACCCAUGUACCAGCAGGGUCUUGACAAUGACAGCCCCAUGUACCACCUGGCUAUUGACAAUGACAGACCCAUGUACCAGCAAUGUAUUGACAAUGACAGACCCAUGUACCAGAUGGGUAUUGACAAUGACAGUCCCAUGUACCACCUGGCUAUUGACAAUGACAGACCCAUGUACCAGCAAGGUAUUGAUAAUGACAGACCCAUGUACCACCUGGAUAUUGACAAUGACAGACCCAUGUACCAGCAGGGUAUUGACAAUGACAGACCCAUGUACCAGCUGGCUAUUGACAAUGACAGUCCCCAUGUACCACCUGGCUAUUGA
Molecule: messenger RNA, 945 nt
Organism: Procambarus clarkii (red swamp crayfish)
Lineage: Eukaryota; Metazoa; Arthropoda; Malacostraca; Decapoda; Cambaridae
Source: RefSeq, a predicted model, not a curated record